GACAGUAUUAUCGGUUUGAGGUCGGUGACAGAGCAGUGAGCGAGCACAAACCCACGGGAUUUGAUGGAGAUGGGAUGACCCGCUGCUCUAUUUAAAAAAUUAUAGAAAUCGGAAACCGUUUUUAUUUUCUCUUAAUAGUUUCUGACAUGUCGGGAGAUAAAGUAAAGAGUCCUUGCAACAAAUUCCAAGCGAAUAUUUUUAACAAAAGUAAAUGUCAGAAUUGCUUUAAGUCUCGGGAACUUCACCUUUUGACAGACCAUGGCAAUGACAAGGCUAAACCCGUCUACGGGGGCUGGCUCUGCAUCGCGCCGACGGGGACUGACUUCGAUAAUCCCGUGCAGAGGUCAAGGAAGUGGCAGAGGCGUUUCUUCAUCCUGUAUGAACAUGGCAGUCUGAGCUUCGCCCUGGAUGAGCUGCCCUGCACCCUCCCCCAGGGCUCGGUGAACAUGAACCAGUGUACAGAUGUAGUGGAUGCCCAGCCCCGGACCGGCCAAAGGCACGCCCUCUGCAUCGUCAGCCCCGGCCUGGAGCUCUACAUCAGGGGGGAGAGCAGGGAGAUCAUCAACGGCUGGAGUGAGCAGUUAGCUGUGUAUCCUCUGACCAACAAACUGAAUCUGAAGAAGAAACGCAAGGUUGAAAUUUCUUCCUUCCAGGAACUAAGUCCGGCAAAGAUGACAGCUACUGAGUUCUGUUUCCCUGACUUGGAGAGUCCAAUACCUGUAUUCAGUCCCAACUCCAGCCCCAGCCCCAACCCCAACCCCAGCUCCAGCCCCAACCCCAUCUCCUCCUGCACCAGUGGCCCUGCCAGCUCUAUGGACUCUCUGGCCGGUGGGGACAUUGACCUUUGCCCUCCCACCAAUCCCAGCCCUGACCCUUUGACCUCAGAGGGUCAAACAGAGACAAACACCCGAUCAUCAGUCAAACGCAACGACACCCAGAAGCCAGAGAGGAGGCGCCGAAAGGAAGCAGAGUGGCUGGAUCAGGGGAAACCUGUGAGGAUCGACACAGAGCAGGAAUUUGGACAGAACACAUACAGGAAGGGGCGGAGCCACCAGCGAGAGAAGCUGCAGUCGUGUGCAGAGGGCCCGGCCUCCCAGCUCCCCCUCCCUCCUCCCCAGAGGAGGGCCAAGUCUCUGGACCGCAGGACCACCGAGUCCACCAUGACGCCUGAUCUACUAAACUUCAAGAAAGGAUGGAUGGUCAAAUUAGACGAGGAGGACCAGUGGAGGAAGUUCUGGUUUGUUCUCUCUGCGGACAGUCUUCUCUACUACAAGGACUCACUGGCUGAAGAGGCCUCAGACCUGGACGGAGAGAUCGACCUGACGGGCUGUCACGGCGUCUCUGAGUACCAGGUCCCCAGGAACUACGGCUUCCAGAUCCACACCCUGCAGGGUGUGCACACGCUGUCGGCCAUGACGGCAGGCAUCCGGAGGAAGUGGAUCCAGGCCCUCAUGAAGAACGUGCGUCCGUCCAACGCCCCUGACGUGGCCAGCAGCCUUCCGGGCCUGUGCCCCCCCUGCAGCCCUCCGGAGGCCCUCCCCAGGCCUGACGUGACCCAGGAGUCUCGGCCCACAGGCUGUGGUCCGAAGCCCAGGGAGGGAGCCCUGGGCCUGGGGCUGAGCACCAGACAGAGCCGGGUGCGGGAGAGAAGGCAGGAGGGACGCUCCAAGACGUUUGACUGGGCCGAGUUCAGGCCCCUGGCCCAGCUAACACCGUCACCCACCCCAGCCUCAAUGCCAGCUCCAGCCCCAGCCUCUAUCUCUGUUCCAGCCCCAGCCCCAGCCUCUAUCUCUGCCCCAGACCCUGCCCCAGCCCUAACCCGAAUAGGUCUCUGGGAGCAGGAUGGGAGGAAGAGGCGUGAGGACAGGAGGAGGAGGUAUGAUAGCUUGCUGAGCUUUCCUCUGGGCUGGGAGCUGGAGGACAGCAGAGAGGAGGGUCCUUCCCUCUGCUCCCCCCAGGCACAGAAGAGGGUCCAGGAGGAGAUAGAGAGGUGCUGGCAGCAGGUGGAGAGAACUGUUUUCAGAGCGGACAAGACCGUGCCAUUACAAGCAGAGACCCGAAGGACUGUACCAUUAAACUCUGAACCCCCCAGGACUGUACCACCUCACACUCCCAGGACUGUACCAUUAGAUUUGGACCCUCCCAGUACUGUACCAUCACAACAUGAAGACCAGGACACAGAUCACCUGGUGUACCAGGAGACCAGCCAGGUCCUGCUGCAGCAGGACGUCAUCCGACAAAACCAGCAGCAACAGCUGGACCGCACACAGUCGCUCGCAUCCAACCAGGAACCUCCUAGCUCUUCUGAACCAGUCUCAUCUAAUCAGCUUGAUUUCCUCCCGUCAGCCUUAGCCAAUAAGGAACAGCUUGUCUCGCCCACGCCAGUCUCAACCAGCCAGAUUCCACAAUACUCAGACCCUAAGCCACCCAGAAUCUGGCUUCAUGAUACUGAGGGUAACUUGCAGGAGCUAGGGGGAUGGACCCCAGUCUGCCCUGAACAGGCUCCCACCUCCACAUCCUCCCCAGUCCUGGACAGUGAGCUCCCCCACACCCCUCAACCUCAUUCUGGGCAAGGUGUACUGAACAGAGGGCCUGACCUGGAUACAGCGCUGGACAGAGGAGGGCAUCAGCAGGGGGCAUCAAGGCCAGAGACCAACACAGGUAGAGGAGCCUGGAGCUCUGAUCUACCCAUCAUGGAGGUGACUGGGGAGAUGGCCAACAACCUGGCUGACAACGUCAACAUCUAUGAGGUCUUCAGGUCCAGAGAGGAGCAGACAGACAGUCCGGACCUAAGCUUGAGCCCAGAGCCAGGCCUCUCAGUGGGACAGCUGUCCCAGGAAGUAUCCCUGCUCACCAGGCAGAAUCAGGCUCUGGACCAGCGCAACCAGGAGAUGGUGAACCAGCUGACCGAGGCUGACAGGGAGAUAGAGAGGCUGAGAGCGGAGCUGUCCGUCAGGCUCGGCCAGCCCCAAGGUUCCCUGGAGGAGAAGCUGGCCAGUCGGGCCAGGGCGGAGGGCCUGGAGGCAGAGCUGCGCCAGAGGACCCACCAGCUCCAGGAGGCCCAGUUCCUCCUCGCCUCCCUGGAGGAGCGUCUGAGGGACACAGAGACUCGGCUGCAGGUCAGAGAGGCCAUGCUGCAGGGCCUCAGCUGCUCCCCCGAGACAGGGGAGGAGGAAGAGGAGGAGGAAGAGGAGGGGAAGGAGGAGGAAGACUGGAAAAGGACAGAGGAGAAAGUAAAAGAGAAGGUUAUUAGGGAGAAGGAGGAUGUAGGCCUAAAGGAGGAGGAGGAGGAGGAGGAGAAAGAGAAAGUGAUAUGGAGGUUACAUGGAGAGCUAGAGAAGGAGAAAUUGAUGGAGGAGGAGAGAGGAGAGAAGGGCAGACGACAGGAGGCAUGGCAAGAAUCGGGUUCCUCAGUGUCAGGGGACGGGAGGAUAGAGCAAGUGAUGGAGGAGAUGGUGCUGAGGUCUAGAGUUAUGGGCGGAGUCCUGGAGAUGAUUGACAGGUCAAGCAUGAGCCUGGUCAAAGUGGCGCUGGACGGAGAGGAGGAUAAAGUGAAGCUGACUGUGGCCAAUCAGCUGCAGCUGGAGGAGGAGUUUUGGGCCACGCUGCUGAUUGAUCUGAAGGGUAACCAAUCCCAGGAUAGGGAGGGGGAUGGACGGACAGAUAGGCUGGUUCUCAGUGAGGUGGUAGAACGUGUGAUGGUAGAGAAGCAGAUGCUGUUGUUAGCUUACAGUCUCACACAGUCACACACAGACACUGGUGCAGGGGAGGACGGAAUGAACUGUGACAGGCCUUCUAAAGACUCAGCCAUAGGCACUGACCAGGAGAAUGGUACGUCGCACAUCGGACAGCAUGACACGGAUGACAUCACAAUGACAUCAACGGACACAAAUGACGUCAUCGGUCGCUUCACAGAGGUCACCCGGGUGAAGAUGUCACUGCUCAACCACAUUGUCCGCUCGCUCAGGUGCUCAGCCAAUGAGCAGCUCCGGCCCAGAAGUCCACCCAAUGAUCAGCUGUGGUUCAUGGCGACCAGGCUAAGCAAGCUGCCCAGUCUUCAGUCCCCCGGGUUGUCCAUCGCUCACCUAGCUGCUGCAGAGACCCUCACUGCCUACCUGAUCAGCAUGCUGCAGGCCCAGCACCAGAGAGAGCACCAGAGGGCCAGACAGGGCCUCCUCUCCCCCUCUCUGCCCUGCAGAUGCUGCCUCAGCCUGGGGAGGGAGGACCGGGAGCUGAGGGGCAGCCUGGCUGAACUGGGGAGGCCGUGGGGGGGUCCAGGAGGUCAUGGGGGGGCCGGGCCUGAGCAGGGGCAGGGCAAGGUACCUGUCACAGGGGUACUGGAACCAGCGGAGGAGCAGAUGACAGAGGGGACCACCCAGGACGUUUCAGGUCAAAUGGAGGCUAGGAACCCUAAGAAAGAGGGGACCGUUUUAAAUGAUGGACAAGGGCUUGGGAGGCUACAGGAUGAAGGGUCAGUUAUAGACAACGUGCCAGUGGAAGAAGUACUUGUUGAGUCACUUACAAACACCUCAGACUGCCCGUGGGGACACGGUGAUGAGCAGGUGGAGAGGGGACAGGAAGUGGGAAGCCUUAAACAGGAAGAAGAUGUGUUGUCACUGCGGGCCAGAGUGAGGGAUCUGGAGAUGUGUCUCUCUCUGGUGGUGGAGGAGAUGAGAGCGGAGCAUGAUGGGAAAAUGGUGUCUCUGCAACUACAACAAGAACAGGAUACAGAAAGGCUAAAGAGCAACUAUGAGCAGGGCUUGACCUCCGUGGAAGAAUCUCACCAGAGAGUGUUGGAGGAGAUGAGCCAGAGACACCGGAGAGACCUGGCCAGCCUGCGGAGAGAGAGAGACCGACUGCUGGAGGAGGAGACUGCUGCUACUGUCACUGCAAUUGCAGCCAUGAAGAGCGCGUACCGUGUGGAGCUGGAGAGGGAGGUUCAGAGAGCCGUCCAGGAGCAUCGAAGCAGAGGGCACUCUGACCUGGAGGACAUGUGCAGACAGCACAGUGAGGAGCUGGGGUCCUGCCAGCGGGAGCUGGAGGUGUUGUCCCAGCAGUACUGCCUCAGGUGUGUGGAGGCUGUGGACCUGGAGCAGACUCUGGAGUCCCACAGACACACUCUGAGGAGGAGCCAGCAAGACAACCAUCACCUGCGCACACGCCACCAGGAGCUGAGCGCCCAGCUGGCAGCAGAGAUCACCAGACUGCGUUCCCCUGCCCUCCAGGCCUCCACCCUUCCCUGCCAGGACCACCACCAUGAAGAGCUGGAGAUCAGACUGAGAGUGACGGAGAGUGAGCUUCAGUGUGUGAAGCAGGAGAUGAUCUUCCUCAGGGACCAGCUAGAGUCAGCCCACAUGGAUCAGAGAGAAGCCAUAGAGCAGUACCAGGACCUCUCUGCUGAGCUGGGCAUGUUCAGAACCCGGGCCACCAGAGAUCUGAGCAUGCUCAGAGAGAACCUCCAGCUGGCCCACAAGGCGCUGGUGGAGGCUGGACACACACACAAUGGAACCUGUUAGAACCACAAUGGAACCUGUUAGAACCACAAUGCUUCAUCACUUAUGUCACAAUUUUUUUAUAAAAUGUUUCCGUUAUUCUUGUUCACUGCUGUUGUAAAGAUGCAAAUUCCCUUGAACAUCGAUACAGUUUUAUCCAUCCAUAUAUGCAUUUAUCCAUCCAUCCGUCACAAUCUCUGGGGUCAAUCUUAAGUCCUCUGACUCACUCAUACCACGCUUUAGAAUGCAGCGAACAGCCUGCAAUUCAACAGCACAGGUGGGCGGUAUUUUUCACAGAGGAGUGAGUUCAACCUAUUGAACUUGGUUACAAUGGCACCACACACAACUUGGAAGUUGCCUUUCGGUUGUUCAUCUGGAGAUUUCUUUCAUUACAAAACAUCUCCAAAUAAAAUACAAUAUUAUUAACCUGUGGCAAAGUGUGUUUCAAUUCAUCUCACAGAUAUUGCUGGAGAUUUAAAUAAAGAGCAAUAUGUGUUCCUGCAGUGUUUACAAAACAGUGUGUGUGUGAUGUGUGUAUGGCAUAUGUUACUUGGUAGUGUGUGGUAGUUACAGACAUCCAAUAUUACUGCAGCCCUUCUAUGUCGGCCUCAGGGAGAGAUUCCUGAACACGGUACAUGAUGCAUGACCGGAACAUCUCUUCUUCUCCAUAGCCUUGUGCUCUUAAUCUAUCUCUCCCUCUCUAUGUUUUUAUAUUUUUGUCUCUCUAUUUCUCCCCCCCCCCCUCUCUCUGUUUAAUUUGUCAUCCUCCAUUCUAUUUCAUCGCCGUGGUUUUGAUUUCUUACAUGAUACAACUUUCAUCUGGCUAAACCCAACCUCCACCCUCCUUCACGCAUUCCCUCCUCUACCUAGGACCAGUUUUUUUCUAAAAUGUUUUUUUAUUAUAUUUAUAAAUCUGUUUGAGAGUUAAAUAAUUAUUUAUAUGAUACUUCGUCACCCCAGCGCUUUAGGCUACUCGUGUUUUCGAAGUCCUCCAUUUAGACCAUAGACUGUAUGAUUCCUACAUAAUAGUUUUCAUGUACGACAAAUAAUGAUAUGUUCU
Molecule: messenger RNA, 6552 nt
Organism: Hypomesus transpacificus
Lineage: Eukaryota; Metazoa; Chordata; Actinopteri; Osmeriformes; Osmeridae
Exons: 19
Coding region: 147-5516 (1789 amino acids)
Biological process (GO): actin filament organization
Cellular component (GO): actin cytoskeleton
Molecular function (GO): actin filament binding
Source: RefSeq, a predicted model, not a curated record